UCCCUUCUCUGGGCAUUCUGUUGUAUCCUGGAGAGCUCUUGGCAUCCCCUGUGAUGUCACCAGUGUUGUAGCGACAUCAAACUGCCUCAGGGCAUUUCUUCAGCCUACAGGGUAGAGCAUAGACAUGCUGCUGGUAAGACUGAGGAGUCUCCUUGAGAGAGAGAAUGGAGAACAUCCAGAGAACAGAGAGAGAGGCUGCUAUGGAGCCCUCAUCCCACCCAACCCUCCUCACCAAGAAAGGGAUGAGGAAGGAGAUGCAGAGGCUGAACAUGGAGCUGCAGCUGAUGAUAAGGGAGAGAAAUGAGCUGCGUGAUCAACUAUUCUUCAUCAGGAAAGGACCCGUGCACAAUAGGCCAAAUACUUGGUAUGAAGAUCUGAAGUUGGAGCACGAGGAGGUCAUGACUGACCCACAGAGAUUGCAGAAUGAGAACACCGAGGCUUCAGAGAAGGUGGAUGAGCUUGCCAAUCUGACAGUCUUCUAUCGUGGUCUGCACAGCCAGGUCCUAAUGGAACAUACUCAGCUAAAGGAGCAGGUAGCCAUGCUGAGGCAGGAGAAGAAGAAUCGGACAGAGGAUUGGGUCCUGCUGAAGCACCACUUGGAGGCAUUGAAAUCGAUGUGUGAGGACCAAGAGGAAGAGACCAGCAACAACAGUUCUACUGAACAGGAAUUUGAAAGAUUGGAGGGAAGCCUGCAGGUCCUGCUGAAGCGGAAAGAGAUGAUCACCCAGGAAAAGGACUUGGCAGAAAAGCUGCAGCAUCACUUUGAGGUCUCCCAAAUAAGGUCAGAGAAACUGACACAUGAGCUGGAACAGGCCACAGCCCAGGAUGAUAGCCUGCUUCAGAAGGAGCUGUUAAACCAGGAGCCACCUGCUGAGCCCAAUCUCUGGGAAAUUCUGGAUUAUGAUGCACUUUCUCCUUAUUAUUUUAUUUCCUGUGUGUGAAUAGGCCUUGAUUGUGCCCAGCCAUUUACCCUGGAUGGCUGCUUCUAGGCCUUGACUCCCUUUCCUUAUUGACAGUACUGUUUGAGAAACUAAGAAAUCCAAAGGAAGGCACACACCUUGAAGCAUGGCAUUGUUCACCCUAGGAUCAAGGCCUCCUCAAAAGAAGAACCCAUCAUAGCUCUGAACUUACCAUGAAGCAAAAACCACCUGACCUGCAGGUCAUCCAGACCCAGUCUGAUCCAUGUGUCUGUUGGCUCAGUACUCCUGAAGAAAGGAAAGCAUCAAAAUAAGACUGAGACACAGAAAACCUGACAAAAUAAUUACUCAGAACCCUGACAUCCACCAGCAAGUGGCCCCAGUGAGGAAUACAACACCAUGGAGGGAGGAGAUGUUGGAAUACAAAACUCACUAUGUCAGUUUAUGGUCAAGGACUUUGACAAGCUGACUGAUUUCUCAGCUCUCCAUUUGUGGCAGGAAAUCAUCUUGGAAGACUUUAUUGAUGUCAUGCUGUUAUCCAGACAGACCACACCCAAAAGCAUAGUAUUCUCCCUCCAGUGCAGUGCUGAAUCAGACCAACUCCAUGACAUGCUGAAGCACUGCUGGAGAUAGUCCCCACAGAUGUGACCACAGUCCCUCUUUCCAUGUAGUAGUUAUUUGAUCUCCCAUUAGGAGGACCAAUGGGGAUUCUCAGUUUCACAUCUGGACUGAAGGGAUCAGACCUGAAAAGGUUCUGUAGAAGGUGUCAGAGUCACCUUUGACCUUUGUGGACACUCAAUGACCCUUAUGGAGUUGUGGGUCUUGAAUAAUCACACAGGCAAAUGUUGAUUGAAACAAUCUCAUAGUAGCCAACACAUUGCAGGUACAUCCUUCUGUAGAACUUGUUCACAGAUCAGCUAGCCAAGUCUGUGUAUAUUAUACCAGCAGAGGGCGGUAAUUCAUCAGAAAACAUCCCUUAGUGUCUCAGAGAGUACUCUGAAUAAGCCCUUAUCAUUGAUAGGGCCUAGCAGUCAUUUGGUUGAGAAAGCUCAGAUAAUGUUCUGAUGCUCAAGAGCUGUGUCAGGUGUUCAUGGAUCAUGUGAACAUCAUCUGAAUGGCAUGUGUAUAGAACGUGCCAUUCCAAAGACGGAAUGGCACCCUAUAUCCAGUUCAGGGAGGUGGACUUCCAGCCCCUGCUUUAGGAUGAGAUCCUUUGAGUAUAAAGGAAAGAUGUAUGGGAAUCACAAGUGCAAUCAUGUGACAGUAGAAAAACUAGACAGUACAGCAUCAUGACCUGCAGGGAGCAUGGCCUGAGUGUGCUGCCAGUGUUGUGCCUGCAGCUGAUGAGAUUCAGGCAUGACCCCAGAUGACCUAUAUUUAUCAUAACUGCAUCUAUCAUAAGCCUGAAUUUUUGGAACAAUUCUCACUUUCUGAAUAUUGGAUGAAGAUAGAUCUCAGGACCUACAAUUUAUUCACCAUGUAGCCCUGAUUCCCAACAGAGAGAAUCAUAAUGGAUUACUGGGCUUAUCUUAAGCCUAAAGGUGACUGGAAAUGAUAUAAUUUGGGGAUGAGGAGGUGUGCAUGCAAGCAUGUUUCAUAAAGAGAGGACCUGAUGCUA
Peromyscus eremicus (cactus mouse) is the source of this 2535-nucleotide messenger RNA. Its product is annotated as disks large homolog 5-like. The transcript is spliced from 6 exons. The coding region runs from base 165 to 941 and encodes 258 amino acids. Lineage: Eukaryota; Metazoa; Chordata; Mammalia; Rodentia; Cricetidae. The record is from RefSeq and is a predicted model, not a curated record.